AUGGCGGCACCGGAGACAUCCACGAGUGACGGAACCAUCGCAGCCGUGGCCAAGCUCGUGCUGAGCGAUAUCUUCUACGGCGAAACUCAGGACCUGCGAGUUCACGUCAACGGUGUGCGUAACAUGGUCAGCUUGAGGGGGGAGCUGGAUUCGUUGGGUAUUGAGUUGGUCAAGAUGGUUCUCCUUGCAGAUCUCCUCACGGCCGUGACUCUGGAGGUUGCUCCGUCCUUCUCAUACCCCGAACUUGUUCUCCAUGAGUCCACCACCUCCUCUCUCAACCACACACGGUUUGGAUUCGAUCAUCCAACCCCCGCGGUCCCUCCCUCACCCCGCACAAAACUACAUUCCUCGACAACAGCAAUGCUAAAAGACAUCGACUUCCUCAUCGACACAGUUCUCGCCUUACCGUCCCGCCCAUCCCCAUGGGACCUCCAAAAGGUCCAGUCCAUGUCAGCCUGGGUGCACGGCCGGCUCCUAUCAUUAGAAGCAACAACAAUAGUAACAACAGAUACAUGCAAGGACCCGACCUCGUCGUCGUCGUCGUCGACAGAUAUGAAUCUCCUCCACCGCGCAGUCCGGCUGGCGUCGCUGGCGUACUGCCGGGCGAUACAGUCGCGGCGUUGCUUCUCGCAGGGGGUGCAACAGGGACAUGUUGUCGAACUGGCCGAGGCCGUCGGUAACGUGCCGCUUGAGACAUGGGAGGGGGCAUCACUCAAGACGCUGCUUUUGCUGCUGGCUGUCGCGCUGCCUACGGCCAGGGAUAUGGAUAUGCAGGAGUGUUGUACCCUGAGGACUAUGAUGGUUGCUGCGGCUGUGCAGAUUGCGUUGACGGACUGGAGUGUGGUGGCGAGGACGAUGAGUCGUGUGGUAGAGCUGCAGGCAUGGCUUCGAGGGUGUCUUGAUUAG
This is a messenger RNA of Parathielavia appendiculata, 906 nucleotides long. RefSeq lists its product as uncharacterized. Bases 1 to 906 code for a protein of 301 amino acids. Lineage: Eukaryota; Fungi; Ascomycota; Sordariomycetes; Sordariales; Chaetomiaceae. The transcript has 2 exons. The record is from RefSeq and is a predicted model, not a curated record.